Molecule: messenger RNA, 294 nt
Organism: Blastocystis hominis
Lineage: Eukaryota; Bigyra; Opalinata; Blastocystidae
Exons: 3
Coding region: 1-294 (97 amino acids)
Source: RefSeq, a predicted model, not a curated record
AUGCCCCGACAGUCGGAUAUGGAGGCCGUUGAGCAGAACUAUCACUACUGCUCACGUUGCAAGCUGGUGGUGCAUGACAUAAGUGUACACUGUGACAUUUGUGACGAGUGUGUCUUAGGCUAUGAUCAUCACUGUACCUUAUAUUUUGUUUUGCUCUCAGCAUAUUGUGGAAUUUAUGGAAUUCUUAAUGCCAUCAUUUCUUCUGCUUAUGCCUUGAAUAUGGUAUAUGUGUAUAUUCUGUCUACCUCGACUAGAGACUAUCGCCUUCUGGAAUUGUAUUGUUUAAUAUUUUAA